Molecule: messenger RNA, 1305 nt
Organism: Colossoma macropomum (tambaqui)
Lineage: Eukaryota; Metazoa; Chordata; Actinopteri; Characiformes; Serrasalmidae
Gene: tdgf1
Product: teratocarcinoma-derived growth factor 1
Exons: 6
Coding region: 186-818 (210 amino acids)
Source: RefSeq, a predicted model, not a curated record
CGGAACACGGGUGGGGAGGCAGGGCGUGUAUAGGUGUGAAUUGGGAGUCAACGGUGAAUAGUCGAAGACUAUUGUUUGGCGGGCGGGGCCAAACACCUCAAUAACCAAUCAGAGGUCAGAGGGGGUGUGUCUUUAUCUGUGAUCUCUCGUUGGUAUCUGAGGCGUAGAGCACAGAUAAUGUUUUGAUGCUAACCGGAACGUUAGCUUCCAGGUAUCGAACUGAGCAGCUUGACUUUCCUUUCCGUUUCUGGCAGUUUUGGAGAGGAGGAAUGACGAACUUACUGCUGAGGGUGUUGCUGUCUGCAGCAGUGGCCUGGCAGACCAUCACAGCUGGAUCAGGCUGUGAGGGAACAGAAUGUGGAAAUAUUAAAGUGUCCAGGAGGCCUGAUCAACACAGUGAAUUCCUGAACCAGUUUAAUGAAAUGAAUCCAACCGCUGACCGCCAGCACCGCGACCCUGGAGCUGUGUUACCUUUUAUUGGGCUCACUGGAAGUGCGAAGCAAAGUCGCAGCUGCUGUAAGAACGGGGGAACCUGCAUACUUGGAAGUUUCUGCGCCUGUCCGAAACAUUUUAGCGGGCGAAGCUGCGAACACGACGAACGUGCCAGGAAUUGUGGGGUCAUUCCACAUGGAGAAUGGGUACAGAAAGGCUGCUCCUACUGCAGAUGUGGAUAUGGAGUAUUGCAUUGCUUCCCAGAAGUCUUUCAUGGUGAUUGCGACGACUCUCAGGAAGUGCGCUGGUUUCGUUCGAAUGCUACAAGAACACUAUUGACCAAGUUUUUCCUGUGCCUGGCAUUGCUUCUUUCAUUUCUCUUCUGAAGACUCUCUAUUUUUACUAUGUUCAGUGUGCUUGGCUCAGUUUUGCUCAGGAAAAACAUCUUACCAGACCGACUACAAAAGAAGAUUUUAAAGGAGAUUUAUAUGUGUAUUUUUCUCGUUUACCGCAGAUGUUUCAACAGUUCUGCAUACUUCAAUGGUUGAGAUGUGUCAUUCGUACUGGUUUGAUGUGAAAUGGUUCAUUGUAGGGGAACUAGACGAUCUGAUUUCUUUACAGUGGUGCUGAUAGGAACCAGGGGUCGCCAUGUCUACAACACAGAAAUAGUUGGUUUAUUUACUGUCUGAAACCUUUAGUGAACCUGACUCUUCUGAGUUUUGAUAUAUGAUGUUGAUAAUGGUAAAAUGUUUUCUCUGGGGGCUAUUUUGCAUCAAUACGGCAUGCCUGUACCCCUCUGCCAUUAAGGUCAUUUUUAAAGUUUUAACUGAUUUUUUUUUAACCUAUUUUAAAACAAUGUCUCAGGUGUGUAAC